GGCCGAGCACGCAAAUGUCAAUGGGGAAAACAAAAAACCCAUAUGUGAAAAAAGUCCCGCUCUAAACUCAAAAAGUAUUGUUUAUGUAUAUCCUAUUUUUUAUAUAAAUUUGAUAACAUUUAAAUUAAUAUGAGUCAGACAAAAUCAAACAAGUCUUCGGUGUUCAAAAAACAAUUAUCGUUGAGUUCGUUCUUAGACGGAAACACGACACGUUCAGGUUCCAUAAAUAGUGAUACCGGGCAGAUAUCGACUGAACAGAAAAAUACAAUUGUUGAAGGUUCAUUACAGUCAUUUAGAGGGGUUAAAAAUGUUGAUAUAAAUAACAAAAGUUGUAAAAAUCUUGCUUAUGCACCUGUGCGGAAACAGCAAACAACAAAAAUGUUGAAUCCAAUAUUUGUGGAUUCCUCGAGUGAAGACGAGAACGACGACGAGAGUCAUACAAAUUGUACCAAGAUCAACAAUACUGGUGUAACGAGGGCAAUUGUACAUCGUUAUACAUUUGAUGACUGCAGUCAAUCACCAAUUGCCCCCUUGGAAAAUAAAAAGAACACAAAAACCGACAACAGUAUAAUAAAACCAAUAUCUAAUGGUUACAGCAUUUAUUCGAAUAAAAAGGAAAAAUAUUCCGAUAAAAUAGAUGAACACAAAAACAUAUAUCAAGAAAAGGAUUAUAAAAAUGGAUCGAAGGAAUGCAUUGAUGGACAAAGUAAUGCAAUAAAUGGCCAAAAGAAACAUGGUGACGGAAUGUCGAAUGGCUUCGAUGACGGGUCUAUGUAUGAAGUUAGAUCCAACCAUUCGAGUAAGGAAUCACCUCCGAAAAAAAUAAUUUCACCUUCCGAUACUAAGAAAACUCCUUUAUAUCGUGAGUAUGCAAUUUCUGACGCCAUUCAAAAAAGUAAAGAGAAUGAAACUGUUGCAAGAAAGCCAAAAAUUACUAUUGAUACAGCGCUAUCUGAUCAAUUGAAUAUGAUCGAACAAGAUUCGACGUUUAAAAUAUGUACAAAAGACGCCACAGAUUUGGAGCUUAAAGCAAGUAGUACUUUCUACAAAUCUUCUUAUUAUGACUUAUUGGAAAAAUUUGCUCAAAUUAUUGAUCAGGUGCCUGUAAACUAUUUCGAUGAUAUCGAUGGCUUUGACAAAUGCAUUUAUUUGCGUUUAAAAACAAUGCGAAAUAAAUUGAAAGCUCGUUCAAAACUUGUCCAAACAGAAUUAGAAAAACGACAAAAGCAAACACGAACUCUGCAAUCACCUGCUUUGCAUUUGGAUUACGAUGCAUUAGAGGCGGAAGAAAUGCAGAUGCGUGAAGAAUGCAAAUGGCAAACCUUGGAAAAGUCUCCAACAAACACACCUCAAAGCAUUUAUAGUAAUGUAUCGAUUACACCAUCCUCAUCAAGUGUUUCCAAAACACCUGAUUAUCACAAAAAUGAAGCAAUAUUGACCAUCGAUGAUACUGACGAAGAAGAUUUGCAAAAAACUUAUUUGACACAAGCUGCCGCUUUGGAUGACGAAGAAACGGAAAAAUCCAUUUCACAAAAUUCGAAACCAGAUGAAGAUGAACUGGAGGCUUUACUAGCAGAUAUAAAGGAUCAUGAUAAUUUACUACGUGGGUGCAAAUCAAAUUACAACAAUUACUCGUAUAAAGAUUUUGAAGACAAAGCUACGCCGAAACAAUUAACAAAUGCUAAAGCGGUAGCCGCUCCGGCGGCAGAAAUAUCGCCAGAAGACUUGCAGCAAUGGUCAACACAAACUGACGAUGAUGGAUGGCAAGUUUACGAUCCUGAAAAAUUUGAAAUAGCUGCUUCACAAGCUAUAUUGCUCGAUUCGCCAGUUUCAAAAUCGUCUAUCCCCAAUAAAAGUUCUGUUGUGCCGAUAACGAAUAUUACGCUUAGUGAGGAUGAAUGUGAUGACAUGCCAUCAACAAGUGCUGCAAGUAUGCGGAAGCUUAAUACAUCAAUUGCGACAACAUCCAAUCUAUCACCCGUGAAACCUGCGCAAAAAAUCGAUGGUAAUUUUCAUGCAGAUACACAUAAUGAUGGUAUUACCGGUGAGUUCGAUGGAACUAAAUAUACGCAUUCGCAAGCCGUCAAAGAGGCGUUGAGCAGUAACUUUGGUCUGAAGAGCUUUCGACCCAACCAAUUGCAGGUGAUCAACGCCGCAUUAUUAGGGCAUGACUGUUUUGUUUUAAUGCCUACGGGUGGUGGAAAGUCUCUUUGCUAUCAGUUACCCGCCUUACUAAGCGAAGGCGUUACAUUGGUUAUUAGUCCAUUGAAAUCCUUAAUUUUGGAUCAGGUUAAUAAGUUGGAAUCAUUAGAUAUAUAUGCGAAGAAUUUAUCUGGUACACAGACACUGCAAGAAGUGCGUGCCAUUUACUGUGAUCUGAAAACAAGCCCGCCACGUAUUAAAAUACUUUACGUUACACCCGAAAAAAUUUCAAGCUCACCACAAUUUCAAGACUUGCUUGAUGAUUUAUAUGCAAAAAAUUACAUUAGUCGCUUUGUUAUUGAUGAGGCACAUUGUGUUUCACAGUGGGGUCACGAUUUCCGGCCAGACUACAAGCGCCUCGGCAUACUGCGAAAACGUUUUCCCAAAGUGCCAACAAUGGCAUUAACCGCCACAGCUACUCCACGUGUACGCAUUGAUAUAUUACGCCAAUUAAACUUAACACACACCAAAUGGUUCCUAUCUAGUUUUAAUCGAAGCAAUUUAAAGUAUUCCGUAUUACCUAAACGCGGCGCUAGCACUUUGGAUGAAAUUAAAGCAUUUAUAAGUGCACGUCCUUCCAGCUGGUGUGGCAUAGUUUAUUGCCUGUCGCGUAAAGAAUGCGAAGAUGUGGCGAACAAAUUGCAUGCAUCUGGCAUUAAAUCGCUAGCUUAUCAUGCUGGUUUAACAGAUCCUAUGCGCGAGACACGUCAGAAGGAUUGGCUGACCGGUAAGGUUCGCGUGAUAUGUGCGACGAUAGCAUUCGGCAUGGGCAUCGAUAAGCCAGAUGUGCGUUUUGUGCUGCAUUUUUCACUGCCAAAAUCAAUUGAAGGUUAUUAUCAAGAGGCUGGACGAGCGGGUCGUGAUGGUGAUAUAGCGCAUUGUGUGCUCUAUUACAAUUACUCGGAUAUGAUGAGAAUGAAAAAGCUCUUAGAUUUGGAUAAUACCGUGGCUUUUGAUGUGAAGAAAAUACAUUUAGAUAAUUUGAAUCGUAUUGUGGGCUAUUGUGAAAAUGUUACAGAUUGUCGACGGGCACAACAGCUCGAUUACUUUGGCGAACAUUUUACCAGCGAACAAUGUCUCGAGCGACGAGAGACGGCAUGUGAUAAUUGCCUUAAGAAAAAUACUUAUCAGGAAAUAAAUGUAUUGGAGCAGUCCCGCAAAGUAGCACGUGCUGUAAAAGAAAUUUGUAGUGGCCGCUCGCGAUUCACGCUACUACAUAUAGCUGAUGUACUGAAGGGUUCCCUAAUUAAACGCAUUGUAGAAUGUGGUCAUGACAAAACGUCACAUCAUGCUAUAUUCAAAGAUUGGGACAAAUCGGAUAUACAGCGGUUGUUGCGAAAAAUGGUUUUGGAGGGAUACCUGCGUGAAGAUUUAAUAUUUUCCAAUGAUAUACCGCAAGCAUAUAUUUAUUUGGGCCCCAAAGUGCAGGCGCUAAUGCAAGAAACUAUAACAUUCAAUUUUGCUAUUUCACGCAAAGAGAGUGCAAAACGCCCACUGCCUGGAGUUAGUAACGGUAUUCCGGUUACAAAAGACAGCGCAGCUGAGGCAACACAACUACGUUCAAUCUAUGAACGUUGCUAUUCCGACCUUUUAGAUUUAUGUCGGACGAUAGCAGCGGCGCGUAGUGUUACUAUGGCUAGUAUAAUGAAUAUGCAAGCAUUAAAAGCAAUGUCAGAAGAAUUGCCAGAGUCUGAGAAGGAUAUGUUGAGCAUACCUCACGUAACAAAAGCGAAUUUUGAAAAAUACGGUGGUAAAAUGUUGGAAAUUACACGCAAUUAUGCUGCCGAAAAGCUGUGCCUUUUGAUGGAUUUGGAAGAUGCGCAUCAGCAGCAACAAUUGCAAAUAGCAAAUAAGAACAAAACAACGAAAGCGGAUACACGGCCACCAACCUUAGUUUCUGAUGAUUUCGAUGAGGACGACGGGACCGGUUGGGCAGCAGCAGCAGCUUCUCAAGGCAGUAUGAACAGCAGUGGUCGUGGAGGUAAACGUAAACGUGCUUGGCGUGGUGGCGGCGCAAAACGUGCGAAAAAAACAACAGGUUGGGCAACAAGCGGUAAAAGCCCCGCGAAACGCGGAGUCGCGAAAGGGGGAGGAGGAAGUAGUACAACGCCAAAAGCGGCGCGUCGAAAAGCUGUCGCCAGUACUAGUAUUAGAGGUCGAGGUGGGGCUAGUAAAAAUGGUAAUAAUGCUUGGUUGUGUAAAAAAUCGAGCUCUAAUGGUGUAUUCGAGUUAAUGCCACUGCCCAAAUCCAAAUAGCAAAGGAAUGUCUUAUGUACAAAAAACUUAGUUUAUAGGAUAUGUUUUAGUAUCGUUUGUAUUUUUUGUAUCAAUAAAAAAGUUAAAUUCGUUUUAUAUAAAA
This is a messenger RNA of Bactrocera dorsalis (oriental fruit fly), 4561 nucleotides long. RefSeq names its product Bloom syndrome protein homolog (gene Blm). Gene Ontology annotation, cellular component: nucleus; cytoplasm; chromosome. NCBI's taxonomy places the organism in Eukaryota, Metazoa, Arthropoda, Insecta, Diptera, Tephritidae. The transcript has 6 exons. Bases 130 to 4458 code for a protein of 1442 amino acids. The record is from RefSeq and is a predicted model, not a curated record. Gene Ontology annotation, molecular function: ATP binding; four-way junction helicase activity; 3'-5' DNA helicase activity. Gene Ontology annotation, biological process: DNA replication; double-strand break repair via homologous recombination.